Molecule: messenger RNA, 2521 nt
Organism: Neurospora hispaniola
Lineage: Eukaryota; Fungi; Ascomycota; Sordariomycetes; Sordariales; Sordariaceae
Product: pH-response transcription factor pacC/RIM101
Exons: 3
Coding region: 197-2044 (615 amino acids)
Biological process (GO): positive regulation of transcription by RNA polymerase II
Cellular component (GO): nucleus
Source: RefSeq, a predicted model, not a curated record
CGACAGUGUAGCACAUUGUCGCGCUUUCGUCCAACGUCGCCCAACCGCACCCGGACCGACCACUGAAAAACGGUCGACCACACACUCGGCGAUAUCGGCACCCGGGAUAACCUGAUCCCCGUUGUACUCGGUACUUGGGUUUGUGUGUACCUCGGUAUACCACUUAUACGCCGCAUCCGGUCACACAGCAGCAACCAUGUCGUCCACACCAGCCCAGGAAAACGGCACUGUCAACGGCGCCAAUGCGGCCCCGGCCCAAACAACGCCCACUCCGGCUCCUGCUACCGCUGCCACUCCCACCACUGCCCCUGCCGCUUCCGCCAACGGAACUGCUGCCAAUGCCAUGAAGCCUGAGGCUUCAUCCAACUCAUCCAACUCUGCAUCCAACGGCACCACCCCCGCUCCCUCUACCACUCCCACCACCGCCAGCAACUCUUCAGCCCCUGCUGCUGCUCAAGAUGAGAGCCUGGUCUGCCGAUGGGCUGAGUGCAAUGAGCGUUUCACUAGCGCCGAGGUGCUUUACGAACACAUUUGCGAGAAGCACGUUGGUCGCAAGAGCACCAACAACCUUAACCUCACGUGCCAGUGGAACUCGUGCCGCACCACCACGGUGAAGCGCGAUCACAUUACUUCGCAUGUCCGUGUUCACGUUCCCCUGAAGCCGCACAAGUGCGAUUUCUGCGGCAAGUGCUUCAAGCGCCCUCAGGAUCUCAAGAAGCAUGUCAAGACUCAUGCCGACGACUCGGUUCUGGUGGGUCGCUCUCCUCAGGACCAAAACGGUGGCAUGAAUGGCGCUUACAGAGCUCAGGCUCCAGUUCACAAGGCUCCCUCCGGUUUCUAUGAUCACAAUGGCCAUAUGCGCGGUACUAACCAAGUCCCUUUUGGCCAGCCUCACCAGAAUGGUCAGGCUAGUUACUACCACGCACAGUACCCAGCAUCCCAGCCCUACCACGCCCCCAUGUACUACCCAGCCCAGACCAUGGGCGGCCAGCGUAACGACUUCACCGGCCACCAGGCUGCUCCCUUCGACGCCCGGAAGCGUCAGUUUGAUGACCUGAAUGACUUCUUUGGCAGUGUUAAGCGCCGUCAAAUCAACCCGACCUCCUAUGAGUCGGUUGGCCGCGCUCUGAUGCCUCUCCAUGCUCCCUUGGGGCUUCACUCUGGAGGUCUGGCUACUGAGUACAUGGCUCAGCCUCCUCACACUCUCGGCAUGGCCAGCGCCCAUCAUCCCCUCACCCAGCACUACUACCUCCCACCCAUGCCCAAUCUUCGCACCAAGGAGGACCUCCAGCAAAUGGACCACUUCCUUGAGCAAAUGCAAGCGACUGUCUACGAGAACACCGCUGUGGAUAUGCGCCACCACUCGCCCACGUAUGCAACGCGCCCGAGCAUCGACCCAUAUCAUGGCGCGUCCCUCGCCUCCCCGCUUAGCGCCACCUCUCCUCACUCGGCCGGCACCCCUGCUGUUACGCCCACUCCUAGCAACAUGUCGUAUACUUCGGGUCACUCACCAAGCACCUCUUCCACCAGCCUGUCUCCCACCUCUCGCCACAGCUCUACCCCCUCGGUCUCCUACCCGACUCUGCCCAGCCGACCAGGUCUCCCCUACCCCUCGACCUCGGGUCUGGGCUCCAACUUCACCCACAAUGAGCGCCGCCUCUCGGGCGGUGUCCUGCAAAGCGCGCGCCGCGCUGCCGAUGAGGCCGACCGUGCGCCCACCCCCAAGGCCAGCGAGCAGGCCACAGUUAGCUCGCCAUCGGAGGAUUCGGAGACGGGCGAUGUGAACGGACCCGAAACCUACGACGACUGGCUCCAGCACAUGCGCGUCAUUGAGUACCUUCGCCAAGGCAUCCGCGCCCGUUUGGAGAGGCAGGAGUUUGAUGAGGACGACACUAGCAGGAUCGACCCAAUGGUGCUCGAGUCGUCGGAUCGGAACCAGCAGCAGCGUAACCAGCAGCAGCAGAAGAGCCCGAAUGAGCCGACUGCGGCGGGUCCUUCGGCACCGGAGAAGCCUCUUUAUCCAGUUCUUCCUCGCAUUAACUAAGCUCCCUAUGUAAGGAAGGCACAAGAGAAUCAGGGCUUGGAUGGGCGUUAAAGGCUGAUAGGCGUGAUGGUUGGAAUUGAACUGUGUUUUCCUUUCUUGUGUGUGGAGGGCAAAUGGUUGACUAUGCCAGGCUAUUGUUUCUUACUCGGAUGCGUGGUUACGUGUGCUACUUUUCCUUGAUCGAAGGAAGGAAGGAAGGAAGAGAAGGAAUGAAGGCCUUGGCUUUUAGCCGCGUACGUUUAGUUGUUUUCUCUCUGUCAAGGGUGCAUCCUUUUUGGGGGGUAUGCACGGAUGGGAUAUCAGGAGAAGGAAAAUAAGAAGUCUGCUUGCUUUGUUUGACUGUAAUUAUACUUUGCUACCAGUUGCUGCGGUCUACGCAAACCUUUCAAAGAUACCUCUUCCCCUCUUUCCCAACUUGUUCAUCUUUGUGUAGUUUGUGUGGAAUCUGACCGAGAGGUGGCUUAGAGGGAGUGUCUG